This is a messenger RNA of Linum trigynum, 2567 nucleotides long. The record is from the annotation of a GenBank genome assembly. Lineage: Eukaryota; Viridiplantae; Streptophyta; Magnoliopsida; Malpighiales; Linaceae.
ACAUAGCUCCAUCACAAAUUCCCUAUGGGGUCGUUUGGAUUAAGAAAUGCUUAAAUGAGGGAUUUAGGUCCAAUUCCCUAAUUUAAAAAUCCAGAGAUUAUAAGUGUGGGUUUUUGGACAAUUCAUUUGUUUGUUUACAGGCUAGGAUUUUAUUAUCCAGGAAUUUAAUUUUUCAUGACAAAUAUCAAAAUACAACUUUGCCCUUCUUUUAUCAUAGAACGAAAAACCUAAUCCCUAAGCCCUCUUUCCUUCCUCUGCAAUUUCUUCCGCCGUCCAAGACCAACUAAACAAAUCCAAUCAACCUUAUCCUUUCUCCGCCCACCUCCUACACUCCGGCCACUCCUGCCAUCGCUUCCAUCUUUCCCUAAAGUACUCGUUGUCGUUGGACAUGCGACCCCUCUCAAGCGACGGCGACGUCAUUCUCCUCAGUGGUCGACCCAGAUCCCCGAUCCCCCUCCCUGGCUUUUUCGAUUCGCGAUGGUCGAAGGAGUUUGCAAGGAGUUUGAUCCUCGACCCAGUCGUCGUCGAUGGAGGCACUCAUAAGGGGAAUGAAUUAGUCGACGGAGCUGUUGUGGGUUCGUUCGGAAAUGGCCGACGGAGCUGGAGGAAGAAGAACAAGAUGUCGACGUUUUUUAUGGCUCUGUUUGCUAGAUGGUCAACGGAUCUAAGGGAGAGAGAGGAAGAUGUUGUCGACGGUGGCGGCUUUCUUCGUGAGCGGCUGGCGAAUCUGGGGAGGGAGAAGAAGCCGAUGAGUUGUGAUGGAGGGAGAGAGCUUCUCGCAAACGAUGAGAGGUAGGUGUGUGGAAAUUGUGAGUAAGGGUAAAAUUGGAUUAACAAAAAAUGAGUAGGGACAUGCUGGACAGAAAUGAAUAAAUUGGGGCCGAAUUUUAAAAUACUUGGGGGGUGGCAGCUAUUUCUAAUUCCGGGCUGGGCCGGAUUUUAAAAUUCUGAGUGGCCCAAAUCUUGCAUUAUUUGAGAGCUAUCCAAACAAAGGAAUUUGUUAAAUUCCUGGACGGGCCAGAAAUUGGGCCAAAUCCCUACCUCAUUUCCCUUAUCCAAACGAGCCCUAUAUAAACUAUAAGGAAAAGGGUUCGCGGUUCUAAUAUAUAUGCUUUCAUCCCCUUCUUUUCAAGUUUUUUUUCGAUGUUUUUAUUCUUCCUCCAACUUGUGGUUUUUGUUUGUUUGAUUUUUCUUCGAGAUUCUGUAUAUUGAUAUGAUAUCUAAAAAGAUUCUUGUUUUUUUUUUUUUUUGCCUUUGAUAAAUGAAAUAAAACCACCUUGUUACGGAUUAACGAUCAUGGAUCAAAAUAAAGAAUAUUACAUGCAUUCACAAGAUGCAUGACACUCUUCCUGUGAGCUCGAUCUCCCUUUUCUAAAUUUGGCCUGUGCCUCGUGCCAGCUUCUGAUGAUGAUCGUGAAAAGCUAGAGCUAGCUAGUUUCUCUUCAUCAUUUGUAGCUUCUAAGCUCGCCCAGGUGGCCGUUUAGAGUUCCCAGCUCUCCUGAUCAAUCACCAAAGUUCAGAUACAUAAGCGUUUGCUUAAUUUUCCUCGCAUAUAUGAAAUCUAUACCAUAACAAUUAUAUUCAAGUAAAUGGAGUGAUGAACACUAUGCAUGUAUAAUAUUUGAUAUUAUGUUAGACUAUAUUUUUGCACGAAUAUGUUAAUCAAACAAUGAAAAGUGCAGUUAAUAUUAAGGUGUAUUAAUUAUUUAUGUAAUUUAUUUGAGGAAGCUCAGUUAUGUUAGUCAUUUUCUUCUUAUCCAUUUUUUAUUGGAUUUUAUCCAAUAUUUUUACUUUUCAGAAUUAACUGACUUUCUUCGGGUUGAAACCACAUUAUUGAUGUGGAAUUUUCGGUGAAGUCCGACUAUAUCUGUUGACAGAUUUUAAUCUCUUCAGUUAGAGAUUUUUAGCACCUUGUGGUGCCUUUGUAGCUGGUUUCUGUACAGGAAAAUUUAGUAUUGUGAAGUUAUGAUCGAGCAUCUCCUCAACCUAUGAUGGAAAGCAAGUCUCGUUAAAUGAUUUAUUCAAUUGUUACAAAUAAUCUUCAAGGAUGUGCAACUGACUCGGUCGGCUUCUCAGGUGAUGGAACUAUUCCAUUUGACUUUCAUAAUUCUAUUAUGGUAUUAUCGAUGAUCAUAUCAAAUUGCUUGUCUUUAGUGAGGCUAUGUGAUUGUAUCUUACCCUUAAUGUAUUGAUUGUUACAUAUUGCGGGGUUUCUCAACUGAUCAACAUGGAUCCUACAUCGAGGAAGCAUUCUCUUCCCAGUGCAUGAGCCACUUUCAGGGAAGUUUCUUUUCUCUCUCUUUCUGCCCCUCGUGUCAGUUUCGUGUCUUUUCGCUCCUUGGAGCUUUCUCAGAGCUGCCCACCUAGUGGCAUAACAGGCUCUUUCAUCGGGAAUCCGGUUGCAUACGAAUUACCGUUCUUUAUUAUUAUAUGUUUUGUAUUUUGUUGUCCGGCCAUGCCUUGGGCUUAUCUUGGAUUAAAAAAAAAAACAAUGAAAAGUGCAAGAUGGGUGCUACGUACCAGCCUUUUUUUCCCCCCUCUAAGGCGUAUAAAUUAUAUUCAAUCAU